This is a messenger RNA of Ceraceosorus bombacis, 1560 nucleotides long. NCBI's taxonomy places the organism in Eukaryota, Fungi, Basidiomycota, Exobasidiomycetes, Ceraceosorales, Ceraceosoraceae. The record is from the annotation of a GenBank genome assembly.
AUGCGUUCUCAAUUCGUUGCCCUUGGCGCCAUGGUCUCGGCCGCAAUGACUUUGGCUGUGCCAACGACCCGCGAGGUUGCCUUUGAAAAGCGUCAGCUCUCCAUUCCUGACUCUCUGAUUCCUGGCAUCAACGACAACAUCACUUCGAUCCUGCAAAAUAUUCUGGGACCACUCCCCAUCCUCCAGGCGCCCACCCCUGCCUUGAGCUCGCCGCCAUUCAAGCAGCUCAGCAUCAAGCCAAAGAAGGUCGGCUACUACUGGACUGGUGCUGAGGACAGGAAGCACAAAGACUUCCUCGCUGUCGUGUCUCAUGACGAUGACACUUUCGGUCAAUUCGUCAACAUUGCCGAGGUUCCCACCUCUGGUAACGAGCCUCACCACAUUGGUGCGAGUGCCGAUGGCAAGACCCUCGUCGGUGGUGGUCUGCUCUCUUUACUCAAGACUCAAGACACCGCCUUCUACUUUGACAUUUCCGACCCAUACGCACCCAAGUUCAAGAAGGUGAGAGUCGCUUCGAUUCGACGCUCGUGAUGGCGAACGAGGGCGGCUGUGCUAGGAGUUUGAGCUGACAGAAUGCCCUUUUACUCUCCGCUUAUCCUUCAGAGCAACAGAGCUUUGCUGGCAUCAAUCACCGAUGAGAUCCGUGCCAAGCCCGACGGUGGUUUCUUCAUCACCUACAUGGGUUCCGCCGCCGGUACCUCCCCAGGUCGUCUCGUCGAGACCAACGCCGACUUUGACAUCAUCGGUCAAUGGCCUCAAUCUCUUGACUCCAUCAACGCUCUUACUCAGCAAUUCAGCCCUCAUGGUCUGUCCAUCGACUGGAAGAACAACUGGAUCCUGACGUCCGACUACGUCGUUCCCCUCUCCGUCCUCAAGCCUUCCACUGGUAUCCAGCGUGCCAACACGCUUCGUCUCUGGACCCUCCACAACCGUGAGAUCGUCAACACCAUCACGAUCCCCCGCGGUGGUGGAAUUCAGGACGUCAAGUUCAUCCCCAACAACCCCGAUGGUGCAGCUAUUGCCACUGCUGUCCACCUCGGUCAGAUCUGGAUCAUCUACCCCAACCGUAAGGAUGCCAACGGCAAGCAGGGCACCGCCGAGCUCCUCUUCGACCUCGGCCCCCGCGCUCGUGACAGCACUGCCAUCUACACUGCUGUUUCCAACGACGGCAAGUUCCUGUACGGCUCCAUCACCACCGGCAACCACAUCUUUGCCUUGGACAUCAGCGACUUGAAGAACAUUAAGCGUCUGGACAACCCCGACGAGCAACAGAAGUCAGCUGGUGGCGUUCCCGUUCUCGGACCUCACUUCUUGUCUCUGUCCCCAGACCAAAAGACGCUGACCGUCACCGACUACUUUGUCCGCACCGGCGACAUUGGUAUCCUCAACACACCAGGAAACUACUUCUCUCACGUCAUCGACAUUCUCCCCAACGGCGGAUUGAGCUUCAACCGUACCAUCGACUUUGCUGGCCGUUUCCCUGACCGCGGUGGUGCUCGUCCUCACUCCAGCACCGUCUUUGACUUUACCGACCCAGAGAAUCCCAAGUGGUCUUACUAA